CUACAGCUGUGGUGAUUCAGCUGGUACAAGGAGCGCUGGUCUCUGUGGGACGGGUGGCAGGAGGCACCAGCUGCCGCGUGCCGCUCAGAACCGGUUCCAGCCGGCUCUGUCGCACAUCCAGCCUCCCGCCAGCCAGAGCAGCCCGCAGCACCACGGCUCAGCCGCGCUCGAGAAGAAAGCGGCAGCUGCUGGAGAGGGGGCAUGAAAAACUGCUGUGGCGGGAAGCAAAUGGCGGCAGGAAGAACCAUAGUGUAGGUGACCCCCACCUCCUCCUCCAGCCGUCGCCUCACCGAGGAGUGAAAAUAGUUGUGACUAGGAAGAAGGGAGGAGAGAUGUUUAAGUUAAGCCUGGCAAGGGCAAGAAAGGGUAUUUACGCAACUGUGUGCUUGAUGGAUAAAAACUUCGUAAGAAUUGGAAAAUGGUUCAUAAGACCCUAUGACAAGGAUGAGAAGCCUGUUAAUAAAAGCGAACAUUUGUCGUGUGCCUUCACAUUCUUUCUUCAUGGGGAAAGCAAUGUGUGCACAAGUGUGGAGAUUGCUCAACACCAGCCAAUCUACCUGAUCAACGAAGAGCAUAUCCAUAUGGCCCAGUCCUCACCGUCACCGUUCCAAGUUUUGGUGAGUCCUUAUGGUUUAAAUGGUACACUCACGGGCCAGUCAUACAAGAUGUCAGACCCAGCAACUCGUAAAUUGAUGGAGGAAUGGCAGUAUUUUUACCCUAUGGUGCUGAAGAAAAAAGAAGGCAUGAAAGAGGAAGAAGAGUUGGGAUAUGACAACGAUUUCCCUGUGGCAGUUGAAGUCAUUGUUGGUGGUGUAAGGAUGGUGUAUCCUUCAGCCUUUGUUCUCAUCUCCCAGAGUGACAUCCCCAUGUCACAAAACGCUGCCAAUACUGGAGGCCAUAUAAAUGUGGGACAGCAGGGGCUUGGAAGCGUGAAAGAUCCUGCUAGUACCUGUGGGAUGCCACUCACUCCACCCACUUCUCCAGAGCAGGCUGUUAUGG
This is a messenger RNA of Fulmarus glacialis (Northern fulmar), 999 nucleotides long. Its product is annotated as mediator of RNA polymerase II transcription subunit 13-like. Gene Ontology annotation, molecular function: transcription coregulator activity. NCBI's taxonomy places the organism in Eukaryota, Metazoa, Chordata, Aves, Procellariiformes, Procellariidae. Gene Ontology annotation, cellular component: mediator complex. The annotation marks the transcript as partial. The record is from RefSeq and is a predicted model, not a curated record. Gene Ontology annotation, biological process: regulation of transcription by RNA polymerase II. The transcript is spliced from 5 exons.